GGUGGUCUCUCAGCGGUUACCCGGAUAGAUGCUGAAGGUAUAAAGACGACAUCUGCAGGCGGGGGUUGUAGUUCAAACCAACGGUCGGUAUCUGCAACAAGAAAUCUACUGUAGUGCUGCAGCGCUAGAAAUUACCAGUACAUUUUAAACAUGGUGAGUGCUGGUUGCUAUCCCUGUGAGAUAGACUAUAUUUUCAGACGGCAUAUUAUCAUUGGGAGCCGGUGAAUUUGAUUUUUAUUGUCACUGGCUGCUGGCGAUGGGAGGUAGAGUCGUUUUAGCAUGCUAGCUAACCUGCGCUCGAGAGUACUGAGCCACCGAGCGACCACUGGAUUAAAAAGGGUAAUUUUGGUGGUGAAGAACUGACUGUAUAUUUCUCUUCUAGGCUGGAGGCAAGGCAGGAAAGGACUCCGGAAAGACCAAGACGAAAGCUAUUUCGCGCUCUCAGAGAGCCGGGCUUCAGGUCUGUUCAUUCAUUCUCUGUGCUAACAGGCUAACAGGCUAACAUCCAGGCGGCGCAGAGGUCCAGCUGGCGGCCGUCGAUACCCCACCGUCAGACCACUGAACCCUUUGUUCGCCUGCUUAUCUCUUUUGUAGUUUCCCGUGGGUCGUAUCCACAGACACCUUAAAUCCAGAACCACGAGCCACGGCAGAGUGGGAGCCACUGCAGCGGUGUACAGCGCGGCUAUCCUGGAAUACCUCACCGCCGAGGUAAAUAAAUAGCGCCUUAUUUACCUUUCAGGUGUUCACCGUGGAGCUGUUGUUGUGAGGGCUGUGUAAAUAUCUGCCGCCUGGCUUUCUCUUAGGUCCUGGAGUUGGCAGGAAACGCUUCCAAAGAUCUGAAAGUGAAGCGUAUCACCCCCCGCCACUUGCAGCUGGCCAUCAGAGGAGAUGAAGAGCUGGAUUCACUCAUCAAGGCCACCAUCGCCGGAGGAGGUGAGGAACCACAACUGGGGUUUAGUGCCGAGAUGAAUCUAAAGAUUUCUGAAGAUAUAGCCUUAAUACUUUUAAAGGAUUGUUGAAGAAUAUUAGUCUUCAAUUGAUUCACAUUAUUAUCUUCAGCUCUGUUAUAUCACCUUAAAACUAAAACAAACUGGCGUAACAAACCUUUAUUUCUCCUGCCAUCAGGCUGUUGACAUUUGAUAGUGUCUCAGGAUGAAAACUAUAAUGUAUCAGUAACAUACUACUUUUAAUUCAAGCAUACAGUAACGUUUAGCUCUCCACUUGUAACUGAAGCCUCUAAGAAAUUAAGCCCUAAACACAAAAGGAAAUGUCUUAGUUACGUUGGUUUAAGAUGAAAACUGUUGUGGCCAUUAUGUAUAACUGUGUGAUUCAAUAUGUGGCCACAUGGGGGUGCCAGCAUGCAUCUCUGUCAGUCUACUGAUUCAUGUAUCAUCUCUGACAUGCUUCAAGUGGCACUUUGUUGGUGGGUAAACGUGCGGUCUGGUAGACUCUUGGACUGCUCUUUCAGAUAAAGUUGACUUAAUAUCAACUAUUGUAAUACAUCUUUUAUAAAUAUUUGCGGUGUCUGGAAACUCAUGACAUGACAACUUCUGGUUAAUUGCAGAAUAGGGUACAGGGAUGAGGGGAAAAAGCAAAAUUAAUUUUCCCAAAAAUUAAGUCGUCCCCCCCCCCCCCCCCAAGAAGUUUCUGUAGUAAGCUUUUUUUUUUUUUAAACAAUAUUGUAUUGAGUUUUCCCAUUUAAUAAAAAAAUGUGUUUAUAAUUACUUGCAAAAAAUAAAUAAAACUAAAAAUUAAGCGGACACCAACCAGACGAAACCAAACAAAAAAAACAAACAUAAAGAGAUGGGGGCAGGCAGCAAAUAAUCAUUUUCGAUUACUGAUACACACACUGUUACACAGUCAUACAGUAUCAUACAUACACACUUUUUUCCAGGGAGUUUCUGUAGUAAGCUUUUUACAUUUCUACAUUAGUCAGUAGACAAAGUUAAGUGAGAGAUGCAAAUUUUCCAACAACUGCAUGACUCUUCUUUAUUCUACAUGUGUCAACAAAAUUCCUGUUUUGGCCUCCUGAUAGUUAUUCAACAAUGAAUUAGUCCGAACCCUCUGUCUUAAUGGGUUAGAAAUACUUUUUUUUUUUUUGCUGCUUGGAGGCGCCUGUUUUUGCCCUUUCGACUAGAGCCCAUUCAUUACGAAUUGAAGAUGUUUCAUGAUGUGGUCUCUUCCUUGAAUCAAAGUUGGCUCUCUGAAUUCUCUCGAUGAUUUACAAAAAAGUGUUUAAUAUCUCCUUCAUGAUCUCUUUCUCCCCCUCCCCAGGUGUGAUCCCUCACAUCCACAAGUCUCUGAUCGGAAAGAAGGGCCAGCAGAAGACCGUAUAACCUGAAGUGCUCUCAGUCUGCAUCGAGCGGUUACAUGUAUUAGAGUAGAUCACCUUUUAGGAAUUGUUUGUAUGGUUGAGCUUGCAUUUACUCACCUGGGGUAUUUUUUAAAAGUGGCUUCAGAGAAGCUCAUUUUUUGUGUUAUGGGUUUUUUUUUUCUGGUGCUGCAGUUUAUGUUGAAACUUGCUUUUGUGGCGUUCCCAUGUUUAAAGUGAUGUUUUAAUAAAGCUCUUAUUGGGCAUCUUCUGUUUGAUCUUUCACUUUUUCUUUUGCAUUUCAUGUUUACGUUGAACAUUUCUAGGUAUUUUCUCAAACUCAGUCUGGGUGGUGGCUGUAUAAAAGUCCCAGCCUGGAACAAAACUCUAAGACCACGUUCUGCAUGUGGCCAGAGUUACAGCACGCUUCAGCUUCUUACCUUUAGUUUCAUUUAGCUGCAUGAGCAUGAUAUGAUCUAAACACUGGACUGAGAUGAACUAAAGUGUCAUUUUUAGAAGGAUAAAUAAAGACUGGACAUGUGCAGCCAGAAUAUUUUGCAUAUUGUGAUGAAUGGAGAUCCUGUGUUGAAGUCUGGCGGUCUGAUCUACCAGUUUAAACUGUUAAAAGAAAUGUCGCAUGAUGGGUCUAGGCCUGGUUUGGAUCGAGUACUAAAGGUAACAAUAGUUGGAAAAAGACAUGAAAGAGCUAAAUGAAUAAGUUGAAUCAAACCUCUUAAAGUAUUAGGUUCUCUGAGUAUUACAUUGCUACAAGCUGUAAUGAAUGCUUAAAAUCACGCAGGAGUUGCUAGAGAGUAAAGCUGCAUUUUUGAGGCUUCAUAAUGUGCUAAUGAUGUAUUGUGAAAGUUGUGGUCAAAUUGUUCCCAAACAUCUCUAAUGAAUGGUUUUAUGUAUGAAAUUAAUUCCCAAACACUA
Molecule: messenger RNA, 3244 nt
Organism: Xyrichtys novacula (pearly razorfish)
Lineage: Eukaryota; Metazoa; Chordata; Actinopteri; Labriformes; Labridae
Source: the annotation of a GenBank genome assembly